Messenger RNA from Closterium sp. NIES-67, 335 nucleotides. Lineage: Eukaryota; Viridiplantae; Streptophyta; Zygnematophyceae; Desmidiales; Closteriaceae. The record is from the annotation of a GenBank genome assembly.
UCUUCGGAUGGCAGAUCCUCACCAUCCAUUUGAGCUCAUCACUGACGCUAGCGAUCUGGCCGUUGGCGCAGUCCUCUUACAAGACUUUGGCGAAGGCCUACAACCGAUCGCCUACGAGUCACGAAAGCUGAACACGGCCGAACGAAAUUAUCCUGACCACGACAAGGAGUUACUCGCCAUCGUUCACGUUUUCAAAGUCGGGUGCUGCUACCUGACGAGUGCUGCCGUAACAGUCCGAACAGACCACAAGUCACUACAGAUCAUCCGCCCCCAACCGACACUGAAUCCCCGACAGAUUCGCUAGCUCGACUACCUCGAGUCCAAUUUCCACUACA